AUGGGUGACCACGCAACUUUCUCUAACCCCUCCGAUGCCACCUUCGAGAAGGGCAAGUCCAAGGAAGUCCCCCAGGACAUGAGCAUGGACGAGGAGAGCUCUUCGGAGAGCGAGAACGAAAUGGCCGACAACGAUGAGGAGGACGAUGGACAGGAUAACCUCGAGCCCAUCGACGCCAGCAACAUCAUCCAGGGUGGCCGUCGCACCCGCGGCAAGACCGUCGACUACGCCGAGGCUGCCAAGGGCCUCGAUGACAUGGAGGAUGAAGACGACGAUGAGGAAUACGAGUCUCGUGAGGACAACAACAAUGAUGACGACCAGAUGCGCGACUAA
Messenger RNA from Penicillium antarcticum, 333 nucleotides. RefSeq names its product histone H2A.Z-specific chaperone CHZ1. The coding region runs from base 1 to 333 and encodes 110 amino acids. Lineage: Eukaryota; Fungi; Ascomycota; Eurotiomycetes; Eurotiales; Aspergillaceae. The transcript has 3 exons. The record is from RefSeq and is a predicted model, not a curated record.